This is a messenger RNA of Paraglomus occultum, 279 nucleotides long. The record is from the annotation of a GenBank genome assembly. Lineage: Eukaryota; Fungi; Glomeromycota; Glomeromycetes; Paraglomerales; Paraglomeraceae.
GCAAAAGGUUACCCGCAGACGCUAUCAGCCACCCCAUCAGGCCAGGUGCGAAGAACAAGUCGGUAUUGAAUCGGACUCAGACACGGAGUCCACGGCCACAACGUGGACAUCUGGUUCGACAACCAGUUCCCUCGAUAUCAUCAACUCCUACUAUUACGAAGAAACAGGAGUGGACCUCCAGGGGCCAGACGGAUCGGAAACUUGCUUCAAACCGUUCCCCGAAGAAGAAGACGCCCAGCCAUUCUAUGAGUUAUACGAAGCCCUUACCACAGAACAAAA